AUGGCCAAUCAGAGGCCGCCAAAUACAUCUAUAGAUCCCACACACACACAAUUUAGCGAUACAAAAUUGCAAUAUGCCCAGCAAGUAUCAACAUCAGGAAAAUAUGCCAGGCAGGAACGUUUGACAGAUACUGCAGGCAAUGCAGGGAUGUCUGGUGGGGAUCCUAUGUAUGCUCAGCAGCUGGCCUGCAAGAUAAAUGCACCAUUGCCAGAGAUAUCAUCGAGUUUGAAGCAGUCGAAAAAGGCACAGAUGAGGAAUUAUGAGGAAAAGGCACAGCAUAUGUCACAGAAUGGAUAUCUAUCGCAUUGUGAGGGAGAUUCCGUCGAUCUGGAUUCAACAAAUCAAGUUUCAGAUCUAGAAUACAAGAAUGAGGCAAACAAUGAGCCUUGUGCGGUUCCUGGCACCCCUGUGGGCUUUAAUCAGCAAACUAAUUUCUACGAAGAGACAGAUGCCGAUUCGUCGAGUCUCAGCUUGAUGCUGAACAGUGCUGACAUGUCGACAAGCAGAAGUCCAGCAAGAGGCCAAACGGCGUUUUUCAAUUCUAACUACGGAAGUAAAAGUAACGUGAGCUUGCUUCCGACCGAAGCGUCGAUCGACCAAUACCGACGCAAUGCUUCCAAGACGAAAGACCCGGAGGCUUUGUACAUGUUCGCGAAGGUGCUCAUCAAGGCGUCGAUUCUCGCGCAGCGAGCGCAGGGUCUGACUGCGCAGGGGUUGCCAGCGCAAGGGGUGUCGGUGCAGGGGGGGUCCACAAAUGUGAUACCCGCGCAUGGGGUACCAACGCACGAAUUUCUCGAAGAGGCAAGAUGCGCGCUCCGCAAAGCGGCAAAAUGCGGAUACCACGACGCGGAGUAUUUGCUUGGAGAUGCAUACUCAAUCGGGCUUUUCAAUAAUGGGAGGCCGGACCACCGCAGGGCGCUCAAGUACUUUGAGGUGGCGGCAAAGGCGAAGCAUGCGGAUGCGGCAUACCGCACUGCGGCGUGUUACCGAAAGGGGUGGGGAUGCACUGCGGAUGCGCGCAAGGUCGUCAAGUACACGGAAAUAGCGGCGCUGAAUGCGCACCCCGUGGCGAUGAUGGAAUAUGGCAUGUAUCUUUUCCACGGCAUGAUGGGAGAACCCACCGAUAUCAACACAAAGAAAAAAGGACUCAGCUGGCUCAAGCGCGCAACCGAGUGCGCUACCGAAUCAAGCUGUGGCGCGCCGUACGAGUUAGCGACCAUUUAUCUUCAUGGCUUCAAAGAUAUUUUGAUCAAAGAUGAAAAAUAUGCGGUGCGCUUGCUGUACCAGGCGGCAGCGCUAGGCCACGCCAAGUCAGCCGCUUUGCUCGGCAAGUAUUAUGAGAUCGGAGACAAGGUUGAGCCGAAUGCGGACCUCUCAAUUCAUUUUUACAAUAUUGCCGCAGAGUUGGGCGACCCUGCGGGGAUGAUGGGUUUGUGUUCAUGGUAUUUUGUAGGGAGUGAGCGCUUGCCGCAGGACUAUGAUGAGGCGUUCGCAUGGGCGGAGCGCGCGGCGGCACAGCGUGAUCUGCGCGCCAUGUUGUCGCUUGCGCGCUUCUAUGAGGCAGGGGUGGGGUGCGCCAAGGACAUGGCCAAGUCACAGCAGUGGGCGCAGAAGGCCGAGGAGCGCAGGCGUGAGUGCAAGCGCAGGCGCCGAGCCUAA
Molecule: messenger RNA, 1659 nt
Organism: Brettanomyces bruxellensis
Lineage: Eukaryota; Fungi; Ascomycota; Pichiomycetes; Pichiales; Pichiaceae
Exons: 1
Coding region: 1-1659 (552 amino acids)
Molecular function (GO): protein binding
Source: RefSeq, a predicted model, not a curated record